AUGAAAUUAAAUGCACUAAUUAAAGACAUUCAGAAAGAGAAAAUUUUUGGAGUGGUAGAUGCAGUAAUUUACACCAUUGAAUUUCAAAAAAGGGGACUGCCACAUGCACACAUUUUAAUAUUCUUGAGCAACAGUAACCCUUACCCUAAUCCUAAAGAUAUUGACAUGAUCAUAUCUGCCGAGAUUCCAAGUCAAUUGUGCGAACCUGAGUAUUAUCAAGCUGUAGCAGAAUUUAUGAUUCACGGUCCAUGUGGUGCAGUUAGGAAGAAUUCACCUUGCAUGAUAAAUGUGGAUUUUGAUGGAUAUCCAAUAUAUCGGCGUAGAGAUAAUGGUCGUACAGUACGGAAAAAUGGGAUUGACCUUGAUAGUAGAUAUGUUGUUCCACACAAUAGACAUUUGCUUAUGAAGUACAGGGCUCAUAUUAAUGUGGAGUGGUGCAACCAAUCUAGGUCAAUAAAGUACUUAUUCAAAUAUAUUUCACCCCCUGAGGCCGGGUGGAGGAUUUUUGCGUUUGACAUACAAUUCAGGAAUCCAUCUGUUGAGCGGUUGAGUUUUCAUCUCCCCAAUGAGCAAUCAAUAAUCUUUCUUGACGACGAUUUGGUCAAUGAUGUUGUAAAUCGACCGACAGUAGCUCAAAGCAUGUUUACUGCCUGGUUUGAGGCUAAUAAAAAAUGUUUACUUAAUAUAGUUCGUGGACCGACUUCAUUUGAUGAGAUUAAACAAGUAGAUGGUGUUCAAUACAGUUCAUUUAGAGAUGCAUGUUAUGCACGCGGAUUAAUCAAAGAUGAUAAAGAGUAUGUUGAUGCAAUCACUGAGGCAGCAACUUGGUCUUUAGCACAUUCGCUACGUAAGUUGUUUGUUACACUUCUGACAUCCAAUUCAAUGUCCAAGCCAGAAAAUGUUUGGGAAAUGGUUUGGCAAUACUUAUCAGAUGAUGCUCAAUAUAUUUCUAGAAGGAACCUCUCAGUCUCAGAUGAAAACAACGAUUGGUUUUCUGGUAACAGGUUGUUGUUCGAGGAGAUGUCAUAUGAUAGGGAAGAUCUAUUGCAUCAACAUAAUUCGUUGCAUCUGAAACUAACCGAUGAACAGUUAGUGAUAUACAAUAAGGUGAUGGCAGAUGUUGAAACUGAGAAAGGUGGAAUGUAUUUCGUUUAUGGUUAUGGUGGGACAGGAAAAACAUUUUUGUGGAAGACAAUUUCAGCAGCUAUACGGUCCAAGGGCGAGAUAGUUCUAAAUGUAGCAUCAAGCGGUAUAGCUUCAUUGCUGCUACCUGGUGGUAGGACUGCACACUCCAGGAAACUAUACCAAUUGCUGUUAAUGAAGAUUCCACUUGCAACAUCAAGCAAGGCAGUCCACUUGCUGAAUUGA
Ipomoea nil (Japanese morning glory) is the source of this 1368-nucleotide messenger RNA. RefSeq lists its product as uncharacterized. Gene Ontology annotation, molecular function: DNA helicase activity. Bases 1 to 1368 code for a protein of 455 amino acids. NCBI's taxonomy places the organism in Eukaryota, Viridiplantae, Streptophyta, Magnoliopsida, Solanales, Convolvulaceae. The record is from RefSeq and is a predicted model, not a curated record. Gene Ontology annotation, biological process: telomere maintenance; DNA repair. The transcript has 6 exons.